Molecule: messenger RNA, 1303 nt
Organism: Pocillopora damicornis (cauliflower coral)
Lineage: Eukaryota; Metazoa; Cnidaria; Anthozoa; Scleractinia; Pocilloporidae
Product: substance-P receptor-like
Biological process (GO): G protein-coupled receptor signaling pathway
Cellular component (GO): plasma membrane
Molecular function (GO): G protein-coupled receptor activity
Source: RefSeq, a predicted model, not a curated record
CAGGGAACAAGACCUUGGAAAAUGCGUCUGCGUCCACAAGAAGUUCUAUUUCCAAGGCAGAAGGGAUCGCAGUAUGCAGCGCUCUCAUUUUAUCUUCGGUCCUUAUCAUUGCAGGAAACUUGCUCACUCUGCUUCUCUUUGCAGUUACCAAACCACUUCGUAGGAAAAGUUUAUUUUUAGUCAUGAACAUGGCGUUUGCUGAUUUGAUGUUAGGAGCCAUCACUCUGCCCUUUUAUAUUUACGUUAAUGGAGGUUACUAUCAGCUUUGGACAGCAAAAUAUGACUCUGAACACAUGGCCUACAGAAUAUUUUAUACAAGUUUCGAUAGCAUACUUAUGUAUGGCUCAUAUAUAUCUGCAGCCUCUAUUUCUUGCGAGAGACUUUAUGCCGUAUUUUGGCCGUUUAAACACCGUUCAUUAUCCACCAGAACAUACCGCGGCAUCAUUUUCUUAAUUUGGACAUCCGCUGUCUUGGUGUCUACAUUAACAACUUUGUCAUAUGUUUUGAGUUCAUUUGAAUCUAUUUUCUUGGUUUUCAUCCCCGUUUCGUCGGGUCUAACACUCAUCAUAUGUUUCUGUAACAUCGCGAUCUGGAGAAAUUUUCAACGCGAGAGUGUUGCCUCACAGCAUCGAAAUGGAGCUUCCCGAAACAGACGCUUAACAAAGACCCUACUUCUGGUGUCCAUACUGGCUUUAGUAUGCUGGCUUCCCUUAAUUAUCAUGAACCUAUUAGUCUAUAUAUAUGGAACUGAGACAUUAAUAGCAUGGGUUUAUUUCAUGAUGAACACUCUUAAUUAUUCUAACUCUUUUGUCAAUCCGAUUGUGUACGUAUUUAGAAUUCCUGAGUUUCAGCAAGCGCUGCGUUCUUGCUGUACGAAGGGGAGACCAGCUAUUGAGAUGGUUAAAAUCGAGAAAAGAAACCGCCCAACGUCAGAAAUAGAACUAAGAAAUUUUACGAACCGAUCCCACUCGCCUGCUAGUUGAGGUUAAACGAGAAGAUAUGGAAACUAGGUUUUAUUCAGUUGAGAUAAGAGGACCGCUGGCGUUGUUACUGAGUAGUGACAUUCAUAGGAGGCAGCAGCAAUAAAUGUGCAGUAUUGUAAGAAAAUAGGAUAGCGUUCUUAGAUUUUCGAUUUUAUGCUUCACAGAGCCCUGUUGUUGUAUAGGGUUGCUUUUUGCAGUAACCAGUUAAGUAUGAAUUUCAUCCAAUAAUAAAAAUAUGUUGUUUUAUUUAUCCUAUCUGAGAUAAAAUAACCUGUCAUGUUAUAAAAAAAAAUUAACUCUCAAUAAAUAUGAUAAUUCUA